Sardina pilchardus (European sardine) is the source of this 2050-nucleotide messenger RNA. Its product is annotated as ras and Rab interactor 1-like. Gene Ontology annotation, biological process: vesicle-mediated transport. The record is from RefSeq and is a predicted model, not a curated record. Gene Ontology annotation, molecular function: small GTPase binding; guanyl-nucleotide exchange factor activity. Bases 293 to 2050 code for a protein of 585 amino acids. The transcript has 9 exons. Gene Ontology annotation, cellular component: cytosol; endocytic vesicle. NCBI's taxonomy places the organism in Eukaryota, Metazoa, Chordata, Actinopteri, Clupeiformes, Clupeidae.
AAAAAAAAAAAAAAAAUUGCCAAGUGCUAGAAGGCGCAGCAGACGUAAGAACGACGGUGGGAGAACUGGUCUUAAUCAUAGGCGAGUUUAAGGGGAGCUGCGCCUGAUGUACAGAGGGGAAAUAUAGCUGAUAUAUUCUGGAGAAACGACGCCCUGGAGUGCGUUCACCAUGAUGCGCCAGAAACGCCUGGUUUUUACCCGGACCGUCACCUCAGCCGAGUCUAAAAUCCCUACGGAACCUCGUUGUGAUCUCCCACUCGCAUUUGUUUACAUCUAGAAGCCGAAGGAGAAAAUGGAGAUGAACUCCUUGUGUGGUCCGAGGAGCCUGAGUGUACUGGACCGCCUCUUACUCACUCACUCCAUCUGGCUCCAGCUGUCCGUCACCGCCGACUCCGCCCUCAACAUCCUCCGGAGGGAACCAGUAGGGACAUUUAUGGUGUGUAAGUGUGGUUCCUCCCAGAAGAAGUUGUUGUGUAUGAGAGUGGGGGCUGACAACUCCAUAUUGGCAGUGAAACAGCACCGCAUCCGAGAAGAGGAGUCCACAUUUGCUUUGGAGGGCUCAGCUUUGAGUUUCCCAGACCUGUGCAGACUCGUGGCUUUCUACUGCGUAAGCAGAGAUGUGCUGCCCUUUCCUCUGGAGCUCCCAGAGACCAUUGCUCAGGCCUCCUCACACACCCAGCUGGAGGCCAUCUCCCACCUGGGCUCAGAGUUCUGGAGCUCUCAGCACUCUGCCUCCACCUUGGCCCCCCCUAACGGGCCCCCGUCGGACGGGACCUUCUAUCGGCCGACGCCCUGCUUCAUCAACCCCCUCUUCCUGCAGCCGCCCGAGCCCGUCGAGGAGCGCGCCGCCUCCAGCAAGCGCAACCGCUUCCGCCGCAGCCUCCGCGUGCGCGUCUCCACCGAGACCUCGCUCAGCCUGUCCUCCUCGGGGGCCGAGUCGGGGGGAGGAGGAGGAGGCGGGGGGGAUGCGGGCGGUGGAGGAGGUGGGGGUGGAGGAGGGCGCGAUCAGCAGACCAAUCACACGCUGUACAGGAGGGGCGGGGCGGCCGCGGGGAUGCUGAAGAGGAGCCCGGCGCUGUCACCGACGUCAGAGGAGGAGGACGAGUUCAUGGCCCAGCAUGCAUCACAGGACACCAACAGCAGCAGUGUGAGUGGGGAGCAGCUGCAGGAGGCGGAGCUGGAGCCCUGCACGGUGGAGGAGGCCUGCCUGUCGCUGGAGACCACGCGGGCGCCCUCGCUCUCCGCCCUGGACAGCAGCAGCUCCUUCAGCAGCCUGGAGGAGGACGACGAAGACGAGGGAGAGUGGUCAGGGCUCGGCGGCGGCGGAGGAGGUCGUCACGGCCGCGGCGGCCCGGGGUCCUCGCAGGGGUCCUCGGCGGCGUCCGCGACCUCGGCGAACUCGCAGCGCCCGUCGCUGAAGCGCAUGAGCGCGGCGUUCGUGUGCCUGUUCGCGCCGGAGCGCCGCGUGGCGCGGCUCAUCCUGCAGCUGUCGCGCGACCCGCGCUCGGCCUUCGGCGCCCUCGUGCAGGACUUCCUGUGCACCAAGCGCCAGCAGCUCAACGCCCUGCAGGGGGCGACGGAGAGCGUUGGCGGCGGCGGGGGGGACGCCGCCUCGGAGGUGCUCCAGGGGCUGCGCAAGUUCCUCACCCAGGCCAAGGGCUUCCUGCUGGGCUCGGGCGAGAUGGAGCCCCCCAUCGAGACGCUGGUGCCGGAGAAUGAGAAAGACCUGGCUCUGGAGAAGGCCAUGUUCGGCUGUGUCCUGAAGCCCCUGCGGGUGGCGCUAGAGAGAGCCCUGCAGGCCGCGGCGGCGCGCGACGGCUCGCUGGCGCGUCUCACCGAGGGCAUGCAGGCGUGCCAGAAGGGGUACCCGCAGCAGCGGCUGGGCGUGGCAGAGGGCGUGGGGCUCCUGGACGCCAGCGGCAUCUCGAGGGCGCGGAGGAAGCUGACGCUCAUGGCCCGGACGCACUCGCCCAUCGACAAGGUGCUGCUGCUGCUCCAGGUGUGCAAGAGGGUGUACCAGAGCCUGGGCACACAGCCAGAAGCUUUAUAG